This is a messenger RNA of Magallana angulata, 2557 nucleotides long. RefSeq lists its product as uncharacterized. NCBI's taxonomy places the organism in Eukaryota, Metazoa, Mollusca, Bivalvia, Ostreida, Ostreidae. The record is from RefSeq and is a predicted model, not a curated record. The transcript is spliced from 13 exons. The coding region runs from base 124 to 2421 and encodes 765 amino acids. Gene Ontology annotation, molecular function: axon guidance receptor activity; chitin binding. Gene Ontology annotation, biological process: synapse organization; homophilic cell-cell adhesion. Gene Ontology annotation, cellular component: axon; extracellular region; plasma membrane.
CAGCCUUAGGCCAAAUGGUUGCGGAAAUCCUUUAUUACGUAUAUAUUAAUGCAGUUAAUAAUUCAUGUAGCCAAGCUAUUACAACCAAAGAUUUAGGAAUUUUUAACACUGUGCAAGAAACAAAUGGGAAAACAAUUUAUACCAGUGACUACACUUCAGACUCUCUAUUGCUUCUUAUUCCUUUGUUUUCAACCUCUUUUAUAUGCACAAGAACAAAAUUUCCCGCCAGUAAUAACAUUUUCCCAGCCAUCAUAUGACUUGGUACCGGGUCUGGAGGUGACUAUCAGAUGUCUAGUAGACUCUCCUGAUUCGCCACUAGAGGAAGUCACGUGGCUAAAAAAUGGCGCCCCACUGCCAACAGAUAAUCGAAUCGCAAUAAAAACUGGAACAGGUUUCCGGUCCAGUGACCUGGUCAUAUCACAAAGUGACGUCAGUGAUGAGGGAACCUACACGUGUAGUGCUAAAAACCAAGCAGGGGUGGGAUCCAUGGAUGUCGCGCUAAGUAUAGGAAAUCCUUUUGGAGAGGGCCAGAUAGACGUGUUUGGAAACAUUGCGGGGGAAAGAGUUGAGCCCAGUGUAUUCGGAGACAACAAUAUAAAUGUCUUUGGAGACGUCCAAGGCGAGAUGGUCGGUAGUCUGUCGUCCCCAGAUGUUGUAUCAUCCGUAGGAGCUAUAUCAGUAGUAGAUCCUGCAGUACAAGAUCCUGGUGUUGUUGACACUCCUGUCGGUGCCCCAGUAGCAGCAGGCACCGUUGUUGCCGACACUAAUGGAAUUGGCGUUGCCACCAACGCUCCAGUUGUAGAUCAAGUAGUAGCGGACACCGCCGUUGUUGAUAAUCCUGCGGUUGUCGAUGUGACCAAUCCAUCUCCAGUGGUAGAUCCUGUGGUACCAGACACCGUUAUUGUUGAUGCACCUGUGGGUGAAACGGUCCUCACUCCAGUAGUAGAUGCAGCCGUUGUUGAUACGGCGACACCUGUUGAAGAAAUCAAACCGGAAACGCAGCAGACGGGAAUGUUGAACCCGACAUCAAAUACUGAUGCACUUGCUCCAGUUGAUCCAAAAACUGACACGCCGAAGAAAGCAGUCGUCAACAAACCGGAAACUAAAGAAGCGCCAGCUCCCAAAAGGGACAGAAUCAUUGGUGGAAUUGGCGGAGGAGGAUUCAUGGGCGGCAAAGAGAAAGCGGGUCUAUGUUCCUCUCAGUGUCGGACAAACACGGACUCUUGUUACCGUCCUGUGAACUGUACUCACUACGAAACAUGCUUCGCCCAAACUGGCAGUCUUUGUGAAUGUACAAAAAUUCGCUGCGCAUUUGGAACUUUCUGGAAUCCUCAGAUAAACAACUGCGAUGCAGUAAACAGCGUUAAUUGUGAAACAGAUCCAUGUCUGACAAAGAAACCAACGGAGACCUAUCCAAGCGGUAUCAACUGCAGAAGUUACUACAAAUGCUCUUGGCAAAACACUUCUAUGCCUUAUUGCUGCGAGGAAGGCUUUGCCUACGAUGACGCCGAAGGACGGUGUGUAGGAGACGAGGCCUGCACCAUUCCUUGUUCUGUGGACUCCUCCAACUUCAACCGUCAAGGCGAUGUUACCACCAAAGCCCCAAAAUACGAGUGCUUCUUCCGUCCAGUUAAAGGCAGGCCAAAGAAAUAUUGGAACGAGAUGGCCAAUCAGGAGCAGGACUGUCCCGCGUCCCUCGUCUAUAGACCGGAUAUCUGUGUGUGUGGAAACCCUUUGGAGUCGGAAACGGAGAGCAAAGUCGUGCCAAUCCCGGUUAAGAAAUGUGAUCCCGUGGUGUUCGUUGACUUUACGGGGAAAUCAAUUGUCAACAAGUCCCCUCGCAGAAUCUGGAUCGAUCCCACGGACACCCAGAUCACAAGAUCAGAAAAGGGAGCACAGUACGGACGAUUCAACGGCAUAACAUCACGUAUAUCCAUCCCCUUUCUUUCCGGAAUGUCAAUAACCAAACUGAUGGCGCGUCUCCGGUUCUUCACAGCCGGAACUCAAGGUCCAGACUCCCAAGUGUUGUUUUCUAAUUGUGAAACCGAAACGGUCAGGUGGAACUCUCCCGAAAUAAACAAAGACCUUUCUCCUUCCAUCGCCAUUAUUUUGAACCGGAAGCUUAACAGACUUGUCUUCUUGGGCUCGACCGAGGACCGUGCAUCAGAACAAGUGAUGAUGCUCCUACCAUUUAAGAAAAACGACUGGAAUAACGUUGAGUUGAUGUUUGACGGCGCCGAGCUGUCCGCCAGAGUGAGGGUUGUGGGUAAAGAUAAGCAGGCACUGGAGUUCAAGAAUUCUACAGCACUUACAGGUCGAUUGACGCCUGCCCAGAAACCAAUGCAGAUCGGACGCUGUAACGACCAAGAUGGCUUCUUCGGUUAUUUGGACAUGGUGAAGAUUUAUGACUGCACGCCGUGAAAAUAUUUCCACUGUAAUAUUUUUUUACGUAUAUUUAUUUCACUUUUUUAUACGAAAACGUGUGUAAUGUCUACGCUCAUUUUUUUUUUAUUUGUGUUGAAUUAAUGUUAUGCUCAUUAAACAUUUCUUAAUUGAA